Molecule: messenger RNA, 471 nt
Organism: Lithohypha guttulata
Lineage: Eukaryota; Fungi; Ascomycota; Eurotiomycetes; Chaetothyriales; Trichomeriaceae
Exons: 2
Coding region: 1-471 (156 amino acids)
Source: RefSeq, a predicted model, not a curated record
AUGUCUGCAGGCGUCGGACCACGCGUGCCCAAGGACGACUUCAUGCGCGCUUUGGGUCUUGAUUCGAGUGAUGCUCGUCACGAGGGCAUCUAUAGGGCUAUGAGGGACGAAGCAAUUGCAACCUACAACCUACUGAAUGCUGAUCGGUCAAAUCUGGUGGAAGAAAAGCAGAAUGACCUAACCAUCCGACCGCCAUAUUUCUGGCAUCAUAUCAGUCGGGAGCGUCAGCAGUGGGCUAUCAUCAAGACUUGGCAGAAUGCUGCUCCUGGCACAGUACAACGACAAAUGUUUGAUCGUGGUGCGACGCAGGGCGAGCACUCUCCUAAUUGGGUAACGCUAUGGUUAUUGUACAGCGUGUUCCGAUCCAGAGACAUCAGAAACAAUCGAAAUCGUCGGAAUGGUGACACUAGUAGUAGUGGCAGUGGAGGCAGUAAUAGCAGUGGUGAGUCGAGAGUCAGGUCGCUUGUAUAA